AUGGCUGCAAAUUUCCCAAUGGAAAUUUCAGCAGUAUCAGAACAGCACUCAGUUGUAUCAUUGAUGAGCUUCAUUGAAUCACUUGGAUAUUUUUCUAAAAUUGAUUUGCCUGCUGAAGAUUUCUACUGCCAGCUCAUAAGUAAUGUGAAUAUGUGCCUUACAACCUGUUUUCACCAACUAAUACCAUAUGAUAUUACCAUAACAACUCAAUCAUCUUGUCAAAUCUGCUGCAUCAUAAAGGCUCUGGUACACCAUUUUGCCAAUUGCAUCCAGAAAACAACUUCUUGCUCUGUUUGUUUACAAUUGUUUCGUCUGCUUCAAGGUCAUGUUGGAUUCUGUCAAAAUGAUAAGGCAAGGAAGAAAGAGUCAACAUCAGACAUUUGUUAUGUUCUUUUAGAAGCCAUGGAUUUCGAAAAUUUUGAUGAAAAAUCUCAUAUGUUUUGGGUUCGUUCUAAGAAAUUGCUGGCCGAAAUUGAGGCAGUCCCAAAUUCUGAAUCUUUAUCACAAGUGUUGAAAAAAGAACAAUUUUCUCACUUAAAUGCAAAUGAAAUCAACGAAUCUGACCUGUUUGGUGAUAGGAAUCAAUCAAACUUCCAUGAAUUGGAGGAAAUGGAACAAUUAUAUGGUGAUGCUGGUUACAAAAUUGUAUCACAGUCUGAAUUCUCAAAAGGAAAUAAUUCUAUUGAGAAAAACAAUGGGGAUUUAGAGGGUCAUAUCUUAGACUUAAGAGAUAAUACUUCUGACAUUUCCUCUAUUUUCACACCAACAGUGCUUCCAAUGUUUGACCCAAACAGUACAACAACAGUCACACCUAUUGCUGAAAGCUUCUAUGGAAUAGGAGCUAAACCAAAGGAUUCUCUGAGAAGAAAAGUAUCAAGAAUGUCAUCAGGGGAAUCAAAAUUGUGUGAACUUCCAGAAACACAGAUUGUGGAAGAUUUUAAAUCUAGUUCAAACAAUAGUAUGAAAUCUAAUCAAUCUAAUGAAGACAGAAAACUACUAGAAAUACCAAAUGAGAUUGAUGUAGGACUGCCGCCACAAGUCAAACGAAAUUUAAAAGAAUACAAUGCAACCCAAGAUUCUUGUGACACUCAAAAAACGUAUGGAGAGUCACGAGUGACAAGCUUACCUAUGGAUCCAUCUUAUCGAGGUGGGGACCAGUUUUGUUCUCUAGAAAUGCGACCUGUAGGACAACCAGGUGUAGGAGAAGUAGUGUAUGGUACUAGAGAGCAGUUGAGAUUGGUUGCCCACUACUGGAGCAAGUUAAAAAACACAUUGAAGGACACUACAACUUUACCACAACAGAAAAGAGAGGAGGGUGUUAUCCUGUCUAAAUAUAAGAAACAACUCAAAAUUUUAAGAACAUUGUAUCAGAAGCAUUAUCAGUGGGAGAGAUUAACACAUCUUGGCAAUGGAGCUGCAGGACAAUGUCAUUUAGCCAAGGAUUUGAACACUGAUUUUCAAUUUUGUGUCAAAAGGUUGAUAAUACACCGUUAUGAAGAACAGGAACUAAAGAUUUGGUGUGAUUUAAAGCAUGAUAAUAUUGUACAUUUGUUUGGUGCCCUAAGACGUGGUGAAAAAAUCUAUAUAUUAGCUGAGUUUAUUGAUGGUGGCAGUUUAACAGAUUGUAUUAACGCACAGAAACGUCUAAAUCGUAGAAUUAGUCAUGUGAUGGCCUUAACUUAUUUACGUCAAUUAUUGGAAGUUUUGAGAUAUUUACAAUCAAGAGGUAUCCUUCAUGAAGACAUUAAAUGUGACAACAUUUUACUGCGAGCAGGAAGUACAUCUAUUGCUGUCUGUGAUUUUGGUUUAGCAAGAUAUAUCAACCAAAAGAAAGAUUUUAAAGGUCAAAGUCCAGCCGGAACAUCUACUCAAUGGAGUCCAGAGAAAGCUGCUAGUGAUGGUCAUGGUUUCCCAUCAGAAGUGUGGGCUGCUAUCUGUGUUCUGGUACAUAUGAUGAGUGGGGAUCCACCCUGGAUGAAACGAUUCCACUCUGCGGCUAUGCUUCAUUUUAUUAUCUAUGAGAAAUCUCCACCAUUAGAAGAUGUACCAGAUAGUGUACGAAGUGAUAUGAAAGAUUUUAUACGUCAUGGAUUCACACGAUCUGAUACUGAUCGUCCAACAGCAGAACAGUUAUUAGCUCAUCCAAUCUUCACACAUACAGCUCAGGAAAUUCCAGAAAGAUAUUUUUCAUUGUUAACAGAAAGACCACCUUUAGCACCUGCUUCAAGUAAUCCAGAUGAGCUUAAUGCCAUCGUACAAAACCUUCAACUAAAAAUUGAUGAAGCUGAAAAACAACAGCAAAAUUCUGAAGGUUCAGUGAACACAGUCCAAGUUAAUUCACAAACUAUCAGUUCUGUUGUCACGUCCGGUUCUGUUUCAGUCAUGACCCAGAAAAUAGAUGUUGCUAGAGCUGUUAUGAAUCAAACUACAUAUGCUGCUCCAGGAUUGAAUGAAAUAUAUUUUCCAAUGGUUAAAUCUAAUGGAGGAAAGGAUGGAAAUUUUAAUAAUAUUAAUAGUAAUAGUGAAAGUGUUGAGUGUAGGAAAAGUUUGAUGAAGACUGCUGGAUUUGAGGUUGGAGCAACACCACAAUCACAAACUAUUUUAGAAAGUCACAAUAAUAUCAGAACAAGCAAUGUGAUGCUGAAACAGACAUUUGUUGUUCCUGGUAAGAAUGAACCUCAAACUUCAUCACUGGCUACAGGAACCCCGUCCGAGGUAUCUCUACAGUUCCGAAUCAAACCUGAAAUUGUGGAGGCAUCAGCCAGACUAACAGAAAUGCCCUCUGCUAAUCUUAAUAAACUAACUUCUAAUGAUUUACCCAAGCUUUCAAUUUUGGAAAAAAUUUCUUUUGAAGAACAGACAAAUAAUAAUAGUUUAACAUGCCCCAAAUUUUCAUUACUUGAAAUUAAAAGCGUAGGAUUGGAUGAUCAAGGACAUGAUAACCAUGCUGAAAAUCUUAAUGGAAAUAAGCAGAAUUCUACUUACAAUGGAUCCAAUCUUAAAUCAAGUCAUAGCGUCCCAGAAAUAUACUCAUCCAAAACAUCUACAACUUUUAAAUCUUGUUUAUGUGCUCCUAAUGAACUGUGCAAUGUUGAUCCGUGUACUCAAACAUACACUAAUUCAUCUUUCAGUGAGCUCCACGAUAAAUUAAGGACAACCAAUUCAUCCCCACAGACAAGCAUCAGUCAUUUUUCAAAUAAUAUUUUUCCUCCCAGUAUAUCUGAGCUUCACAACAGGUUGAAUGUAGCUCCAGAAAAUAAUACACCAAUGCAUUCUACUGCAUUGGAGAGUUCAGAAACUUCAUCUGUUGAAGAACUUUAUGCAAAUUUCCUGAAUGACAGUGUACAGCCAAACCUAGAUAUGCUUCAAAAAGCACCAUUAAAUGAAUAUAGAGAAGAUGAGACAAGCCCAUCCACUUCAAAAGGUUCAGAAACUCUUUUGCCAAAUCUACCAAUAUUUUCUAAAGAACACAUGAAUAAUAAUUUGAGUGUGUCUGGUCAGUCAAACCAUUUUGGAGCCAAACUACCAAAUAAAGCUGAAGUCAGUAUAUCACAACCAAUAGUUACUGUAGCUCAGCAGACAGGAAAUCCGAACAACACAUCAAGUAACGAGAAACCACAAAGGUCGCCACAAAUAAAACACAAAUCCUCUCUGCAUAUUAAUAUAAACCAGCCAGCCCACCAUCUUAUUGUUGCAAAUUUUGCACAAGAUACUUUUAAAUCUGCUCCUAUUGGUGCUCAAGUGAGUCCUAAUAGAAAGAAUAGCUCGAAAACAGCCGAACCUAGAAUGGCUGGUGAGAGUGGUUUGUGGGGAUCUUCACCAGCAAGGUCAUCAACCUCCAAUAUUUCAGCAUCUACUAGAAGUUCAGAAUACGAUGAAGAAAGAGACAAAUUACUUCAACAAUUGAAAUAUACUGCAGACACUGAUUUCCCAGAGCAAGACGAAAGAACUACAGAGCUAGGAGAGAGUGAUAUUGGAUUGCUUGAGCAACAAAAGUUGAUUGCACAGAGUUUACAAAACAAUAUUCAUGAACCUAAUGGUACUGCUAAAUUAAAUUUCUAUGAUGAAGAUGAGAUGUUGAUAUGUUCAGUGAAAGCAUCACCUACAAUAAAAGAUUGGAAAGAACUAUUUGAUGCCUCUCCUAUUAUACAGAAGAUACAAGACAAGAAUAUAAUACAUUUUAAAAUACAAGUUCUAGAAAAUGGUCAGUUUAUAUCAGUGGACUAUACUUCACCUAUAGAUAAAUAUCAAACCAAUUUGACUGUUUCACCAACUACCCCAGAUGAUCACAAUUGCUGGUGUGACUCUCAUUUAAGUGUGUAA
This is a messenger RNA of Lottia gigantea (owl limpet), 4323 nucleotides long. RefSeq lists its product as hypothetical. Lineage: Eukaryota; Metazoa; Mollusca; Gastropoda; Lottiidae. The transcript has 12 exons. Gene Ontology annotation, biological process: positive regulation of canonical NF-kappaB signal transduction; protein phosphorylation. Gene Ontology annotation, molecular function: ATP binding; protein kinase activity. The coding region runs from base 1 to 4323 and encodes 1440 amino acids. The record is from RefSeq and is a predicted model, not a curated record.